AUGGAGAAGACUGCAGUGACCUGUGUGUCCUGGCUGCCGCGUGGCAGCUGCAGUGGACGCCUCGUCGGAGCCCAGCAGGAUGAGGAGGAUGAUGAUGCGAUGAGGGAGGCAGCCGACGUGAACAACGCGGUUGCUGGGGGAUCUAUUCCCGGCUUGGAGGAGUUCGAUAUGGAGAACUACGACAACGACGCUGAUGAAGGCAUGCAGUUCUUCUCUGUUCUCGAUGCCGAUGGCGAAUUGGCACGAGAGAAGGACCCACACAUGACCGGAAAUCCAGACUCAGAUUCUGAUUCAGAAGGUGAUGUGGAGAUUCGGCAGGAUGACCAUGUGUUCGUCGCAGCUUCCUGCGAGGAAGACUGCUGCACCCUGGAGCUCUAUGUCUUCGAGGAGGAUGAGGUGAACAUGUAUGUGCACCAUGAAAUUGGCCUUGCAGCUUAUCCGCUGUGCGUGGAGUGGAUGGGACGGACGUCCUCGAGUGACAGCGGCUGCUAUGCUGCUGUGGGUUCGAUUGAUCACUCUAUCCAGCUUUGGAACUUGGAAGAGAUGGACCCUCUGGAACCUGCUCAAGUCCUGGGCGCUGCGCGCAAGCCCGCCAAAGCCAAGGGCAAGGCAAAAAGAAAGAAGAAGCCCUUGGGGCCCAAUGAGGUGAAGGCACACGACGGGCCAGUGCUAUGCUUGCAUGCCAGUGCUUUCAACCCCUCUGUGCUUGCGAGUGGCUCAGCAGAUGAAACGCUCAAGGUGUGGGACGUCACCGAUGGUUCUUGCGCGCAUACUUUCGAGCAUCACUCCGACAAGGUGCAGUGCGUGAGGUGGCAUCCAACCGAGCAAGCCGUGCUUCUCACAGCAGCCUUUGACCGGCAGCUGGGCCUGUUGGAUGUUCGCCAGCCGAAGCAGGCUGCCCUGGCUUCGCUGUCGGGAGAAGCGGAGUGCGCCAUUUGGAGCCGGCACCAGCCUUUCCAGUGUCUCGCGAGCACCGACAGCGGAGGAGUUUGCUGCUACGAUGUGCGGAAGAUCGCCUCCAAGGCCAAGGACCAGGUGCUGUGGACGUUGAUGGCGCAUGACGUGGCUUGCACGAGCAUCCAGGAUGCACCCGCGCCGGGUAUCCUGGUCACCGCGGGCCUGGACGGCCAUGCCAAGGUGUGGAACAUCGCAGGCUCUGGCCCGCAAAUGGUUCUGAGCAAGAACUUGCACGCGGGCCCGAUUUUCACCUGCCAGAGCAAUCCGGACAUGCCGGGCCUCAUGUGUUUCGGUGGGAAAUGCCCAGUGAUGUGGGAUCUAUCCAGCGAGCAGAUCCUCCUCGAUGUGUUCAAGUUGGAGUCCAAAUAA
This is a messenger RNA of Symbiodinium sp. CCMP2456, 1326 nucleotides long. NCBI's taxonomy places the organism in Eukaryota, Dinophyceae, Suessiales, Symbiodiniaceae. The record is from the annotation of a GenBank genome assembly.